Molecule: messenger RNA, 1437 nt
Organism: Fragaria vesca subsp. vesca
Lineage: Eukaryota; Viridiplantae; Streptophyta; Magnoliopsida; Rosales; Rosaceae
Product: zinc finger HIT domain-containing protein 1 homolog
Exons: 5
Coding region: 261-779 (172 amino acids)
Biological process (GO): chromatin remodeling
Cellular component (GO): Swr1 complex
Molecular function (GO): nucleosome binding
Source: RefSeq, a predicted model, not a curated record
AAUACUAAUAGGUUGUCGAGCCCAAAUCAGACAAGACCACAGAGAGCCCAAAACUCUCCGCUUUCCCACGCCCUGUUCUUAGAACCAGCAGAGGAGUUUGAGCUGAACCACUCUAAACUAAGCUGACCCCAGAAAGCUUGCUACUUUCAUCUCCCCCAUUCGAAACCCAUUCUUAACGUUCUUCUCCAGUAUCCCCCUUUUCUAUUCGAAUUCCUAAACUCGCUUAAAGGAGACACCUUUACCCUCCGUCCACACCCACCAUGGAUGAUGACGUGUCCGCCCCCUUCCGCCGGUCGUCGAGCCGGAAUCGUAAGGUGGCUUCCAAAAUGGCUGCCGCCCUUAUGAGCACUGAUAACCGCACCCAGGCUGCUCUUGCUAGACUUGAAGCUUUGGAAAAUGACAAUGCUGGGUUGGAAACUGUGGAGGUCAAUGACGACGAUGAGGCUUCUCUUGAUGAUGAGGAUCAAGGAUAUAUACAGAAGAAGCAGCCUAAAGGCACCAAGCGUAAAACCCGGCAGGCAAAAGCUCUUGAGGCCAGGAAGGCACCGAGGACAUUCCUUGAGCUUUUACAAGAGGCAAAUCUUGAAUCUUUGCCGCCUCAUGUCCCCUCCUAUCUGAAGGCAGCAGUAGGACCUCCGAGCUCUACCUCCCGCCGCCAUUUCUGCACUGUUUGUGGUUCGGCUACCAACUAUACGUGUGUGAGGUGUGGUAUGCGCUUCUGUUCGUGUCGUUGCCAGAAUAUCCAUAAUGAUACUCGUUGUCAGAAAUUUGUUGCCUGAUCGGCCGGUAACGAUGGCAGUACUGGAGCUGAAAAUUUUGCUUUCUUUGAAUCACAAGCAGCAGCAGACUUGUAUUCAAGGAUGGCAGUGGUGGUGGUGUUGUCGAAGGCUGCAUUCUGAGCAGUCUGAUAGGCACGUGCAGCAGCAUAGUAGUGAGCAGGGGGUUGAUCAGCCGUGAGUAGGACAUCUGUAGUUUGGCCAGGUCCUAACAUAAUGACUCUCGUUGUGAAAGGUUUCGUGUAGGAUGCAUCAGCACUCACAACAGUUAAUCUAUGGUUGGCAAUGGUGAAGAACAGUUCUUGAUUGAGUGCAGAGUUGAUGAUUCUCAAGAGAAUUGUCUCGCUGGAUUCCACUGGGAUUCUCACAGUUCCUGUAAUGUAUAAUUUUGUUUAUAUUAUCCACUUGAUGUUACAGUCUAAAAAAGCACAAAGUAGGGAGUAAUGGCAGACCUUGUUUGGAGCAUCUAUAUAGAUCACCAGGCUGACCAUUUAUGGUAUAUGCAUCAGAGACAUUGGGUGCUCCUCCUGUGAAUUGUGCCAGCCUCUGGACAUCUAGUGGGUUCCUGUCCCACCAUUCACCUGUAUUAUAAGGAAAAGGAAGUGUUUUAGUUACCAUGAUACUCCAAACUCUUGGUAAGUCAUUCUAUGCAUGUAGGUUU